Molecule: messenger RNA, 1701 nt
Organism: Nematolebias whitei (Rio pearlfish)
Lineage: Eukaryota; Metazoa; Chordata; Actinopteri; Cyprinodontiformes; Rivulidae
Product: flavin-containing monooxygenase 5
Exons: 10
Coding region: 1-1701 (566 amino acids)
Molecular function (GO): flavin adenine dinucleotide binding; N,N-dimethylaniline monooxygenase activity; NADP binding
Source: RefSeq, a predicted model, not a curated record
AUGGUUCGGCGUGUGGCAAUUGUUGGAGCAGGCAGUUCCGGUUUGGCCUGCAUGAAAAUCUGUAUUGAUGAAAACUUGGAGCCUGUCUGCUUUGAAAGUGGUGAUGACAUUGGCGGCUUAUGGAACUUUAAGGAGUCACCUGCACCAGGGCGAUCCAGUAUCUAUCGCUCUCUGGUGGCUAAUACCUCCAAGGAAAUGAUGUGCUUCAGUGACUACCCCAUGCCGGAUGACUAUCCAAACUACAUGCACAACUCGCAGCUGCUGCAGUACUUCAGGCAUUAUGCUGAGCAUUUUCACCUCCUCAGAUACAUUCACUUCCAGACCACAGUGACAAAUGUUCAGCAAAGCCCAGACUUCUCUCUGUCUGGCCAAUGGGAAGUGGCAACUGUGAGUAAGAAUGGAGAUGAAGAGAGGCACAUUUUUGAUGCAGUUAUGGUGUGUUCAGGACAUUACACCCAUCCAGCCUUACCACUGACUGACUUUCAAGGACACAAGGCAUUUUCUGGACAGCUUGUUCACAGCUGGGAAUAUAAAGAUGCUGAUGCCUACAGGGGAAAGAAGGUGGUGGUUGUUGGCAUUGGUAGCUCUGGUGGAGAUGUUGCAUCAGAGAUUAGCAGAUGUGCAAAGAAGACUUUUCUCAGUACACGCCAGGGGGCCUGGGUGAUUGGCAGGAUGGCUCAUAAUGGCCUUCCUCUGGACAUAGAAGCUAUCAGCAGGUUCAACAAUCUCUUAGUGCAGCUGCUCCCCAAGACUUUAGUCAGCUGGGUGGUUGAGAGAGCACUAAACAAUAAAUAUGACCACAGACUGUACGGCCUGAAACCCCAACACAGAGCUUUGCAAAGAACGCCUUUGAUUAAUGAUGACCUUCCUGGCCGAAUUCUUCAGGGGGCUCUGGUCAUUAAGCCCAACAUCAAAGAGUUCAAGAAAUCAGGAGUUGUUUUUGAAGAUGGCACCAUCGAAGAAACAAUCGAUGCUGUCAUAUUUUGCACAGGUUACAAUGCAAGCUUCCCAUUCCUGCCCUUGUCUGUGACUGAUGGGUCGAGUGGUAAACUGGUUUUGUUCAAAAAAAUGUUUCCUCCAUCUUUGCAACAUCCCACACUAGCCAUCAUGGGUCUUUUACAAGCCAAUGGACCAAUAAUGCCCAUAGUAGAGAUGCAGGCACGCUGGGCUGUUAAGGUGUUUACAGGUUUGAGCCACCUUCCAUCCCAGGAGAAAAUGCUGGAAGUCAUUAAGUCUGACAGGAGGUCAAACAUGCAGAGAUACCCCUGCCCACAACAGGCUGCUCUACAGGUGGAUUACAUCUCAUAUCUGGAUUUCAUGGCCAAGGAGGUGGGCGUUAAAAUCAAUCUCCUGCAUCUGUUCCUGAGUGAUCCUGUACUCUGGGCAAAGGUCUUCUUUGGUCCCUGCACACCAUACCAGUUUCGUCUCAUGGGGCCUGGACAGUGGGCAGGGGCCAGGCAUGCUAUCCUCACACAGUGGGACCGAGUUUUUAAGCCUUUCAGAACCAGAGCAGUCCCAGAGCCAGAGGCCACAAAGUUUGUCCUGCGCUCAACUUGGUUAAUUACAUUUGGAGGAACCUUAAUAAUCUUGUUUUUGUCAAAACACAAGAUAAUACCAAUCCUCCAACAUUCAUAUCAGAUUCUGGAAUAUAGUAAUGUGUUUCUGAAGGAUUUGUGGUUCACAAUAACCUCAAAGAUAUGA